UUCUGCCAUUCUUCAUUCUAUUUUGCCUGAUGACUCGUGCAUUUGGACCCUUUCCUCCAUCGCCAAUAUUUGCAUUUCUGCUUUCAUUCCACCUCAAACCUGUUUUUUCUUUUCCUUCCUGACCUCCUUACUUCUCUCUGCCUUCCGUUCCUCUGAUCUGCAUCGUUGCAGGCUUUAUUGCGGCUUUACUGUGCAAUACUACUUUAGCAUUUUUCCCUUGCCAUUUUGUCUUGAUACUUAUUUAAAGGUAAAGCAACGACACUGUCCGUUGUGAAAGUCUGCUGUUGACAUGCAGCGCGUCAACGAACCUCAUCCGCUGUUCGGAGGCGCCCUUUCGGCCAUCCUCCCUCACGGCGCCGUGGACGUGAGCAAGAUGCGAGAGAUUCCGGACAACCAGGAGGCGUUCGUCCACAACCGAACCGAUCAAAGUCUCAUCGUGGAGCUGGUCGAGUACCAAGACCACGUGUCGGACCAGGACGCGGCUCGGUACCACUUUGAGGACAUCGCGGGUAACAACGCCGCCACUCAGCCUGGCGCGCAAGAGGUGACGGAGGUGGUCGCCUUGCCCAAGUCGUCAGUGUCUCUGUCGGCGUGCAGCUCCGCCUGGGCGCUGACAGGCACCCAAUACGUGUCCAAGUACAACGAGACGGCGAGGAACCUCGUGAGGCUUCACCUCGGCGUGUUCCGCCUGCCUCAGUUCGGCACCGACGUACUGGUAACGUUCAACGACCCGCAAAGCAUCUGCCCCGCCAGUAGUAGCAGUCCUGCGGCUGUGGGACCUGACGCCGAGCCGUGGACUGUGGAGGACUUCCAGCACCUGUUGCAGUCCCUGACACUGCAUAACCCAGGACUGUUUGGCUAAAACGCUGGGGUAAGGAGACCUAUGGACAGUUGGACAUGAACGGACCGCGAGAGAAUUUGAACCUUUAAGGCAUGGAUUAGCAAAAGGAAAUCAACCAAUAACUCUUUUUUUCCCUCCAAGUUUAUUUGUUUGCUUUUUCGGCUAAAUAAAUGCACCAAAGUCAACCACCAUCUGUUCCGUUAUGCCAGUUGACUUCCAAUUGAUCUUUUAAAAGACAAUUUCUGACGUUUAGGAAAUGCUGUCCUGUGGUACUUUGUUUUGUGUGUGCCAGAAUUUGAGUUUUUGGUUGAUUUGCGUGUGUUUCGUGAGCCAAAAUCUGAGUCAUCAGUGAUAUUCAGAUAUAUAAAUAUGGCAAUUUACAGUACCAUAAUGCCCUCAGCCGAGACUUCACUUUGCUCACGAACUCCACAAAUAUCAAGUUGGAAGGUUCCCAUCACUUUGGAAGGGGAAAAAAAAGUUUUUUUCCCCUAACCGUCCCUCCCAUUCUGUUCAACACAUUUCUGGAAAGUUAUUAAUACACUGCUUUUGAAACGUAAGAUGACCGUCAGCCAUUUGGUAUGCGGCACAAAGCUCUCUUCUAUACUCUUGUGGUUUGUUGUUAUUCUUCAUAAGAAUGUCUGGAGGUUUUCAUGCGUGUCAGGUGCACUCUCUCGUCUAUCCCUCUGGAACUCACAUCAAAACUUUCUCGUCUUAAAAAAUAACUGCAGAUUGAGACGAUUAACUCACACAGCCCUUUUUUGGUCACACAUUUUCAGGGCAUAAAAGAUCCAAGAUCCUAACCUAGCAACAGUUUUGAAGCAAACAACAAAAUUACCACACACUGUAUUUUUCCCCCCAGAACAAAGGGCCCUCUUUCCUAAAAAAUACCAUUUAAGGAUGGCUCAAAUCUGCUGAACAAGAAACAUACGUUCAGUGCAAAAAAAUCAUGUUGUAUUCCCCCCUUGCCACGCCCC
Molecule: messenger RNA, 1815 nt
Organism: Hippocampus zosterae (dwarf seahorse)
Lineage: Eukaryota; Metazoa; Chordata; Actinopteri; Syngnathiformes; Syngnathidae
Gene: rangrf
Product: RAN guanine nucleotide release factor
Exons: 2
Coding region: 290-862 (190 amino acids)
Biological process (GO): regulation of membrane depolarization; regulation of sodium ion transmembrane transporter activity; heart contraction
Cellular component (GO): nucleus
Molecular function (GO): small GTPase binding; transmembrane transporter binding; guanyl-nucleotide exchange factor activity
Source: RefSeq, a predicted model, not a curated record